AUGCUGCAGGCCAGCGGCUACAGCCUCGUGCUCUCCCUGCAGCUCCUGCUGCUGACCUAUGACCUCUUCGUCAAUUCCUUCUCGGAGCUGCUCCGCUCAGCGCCCGUCAUCCAGCUGGUGCUGUUCAUCAUCCAGGACAUCGCGAUCCUCUUCAACAUCAUCGUCAUCUUCCUCAUGUUCUUCAACACGUUCGUCUUCCAGGCCGGCCUGGUCAGCCUGCUGUUCCACAAGUUCAAAGGGACCAUCGUGCUGACCGCCGUGUACUUCGCCCUCAGCAUCGCCCUGCACGUCUGGCUCAUGAACUUACGCUGGAAAGACUCGAACCGCUUUGUCUGGACAGAAGGACUGCAGGCCCUGUUUGUGUUCCAGAGGCUGGCGGCAGUGUUCUACUGUUACUUCUACAAGCGCACAGCCGUGCGGCUGGGCGACCCCCGCUUCCACCAGGACUCGGCUUGGCUGCGCAAGGAGUUCACGCAGGUCCGAAGGUGA
Molecule: messenger RNA, 489 nt
Organism: Pipistrellus nathusii (Nathusius's pipistrelle)
Lineage: Eukaryota; Metazoa; Chordata; Mammalia; Chiroptera; Vespertilionidae
Source: the annotation of a GenBank genome assembly